This is a messenger RNA of Poecilia latipinna (sailfin molly), 1747 nucleotides long. Its product is annotated as zinc finger protein OZF-like. Gene Ontology annotation, molecular function: RNA polymerase II cis-regulatory region sequence-specific DNA binding; DNA-binding transcription repressor activity, RNA polymerase II-specific. Gene Ontology annotation, biological process: regulation of transcription by RNA polymerase II. The transcript has 2 exons. The record is from RefSeq and is a predicted model, not a curated record. Gene Ontology annotation, cellular component: nucleoplasm. NCBI's taxonomy places the organism in Eukaryota, Metazoa, Chordata, Actinopteri, Cyprinodontiformes, Poeciliidae. The coding region runs from base 158 to 1657 and encodes 499 amino acids.
ACCCCAAAAAAAAAAAAAAAAAAAAAAAAAAAAACACUUCUUCGUCUGCGGUAGAAUCAAGUAAUGCAACUGAGCUUCCUUUAGUUUGGAUGAAAGCCGAGCUCAGCUGCCCAGAAUCUGCUGAAGGAAAAUCUGAAGAGAAGCUAACAACAGAGACAUGGACCAGCUUGAGCAGCGGCGGAGGGCAACAGAGGGAGAGAUUCCUGAAGAAGCUAUGAAAGAGGACAAAGAAAAUAAGCUGCGACACGUCAUGGAAGAUGGUUACUACACCAAGGUUCUGCUGGGCGAAUUAGAUGUUAAGCAGAUGUUGAUGGUUAAAGAAGAAACUCCUGAAGACCACCGAUCUGUUGCUGAGCUGCAUGACCCAAAGCCGCAGCAGAUAAAGGAGGAAGAGGAGGAAGUCUGCAUCAUUCUGGGGACAGAGCAGCUCAGCAGGAAGGAGGAGACUGAUGUUCCUCCUAUAAAGAGUGAGGAUGAAUUGCAGUCCAUUCUGCUCUCACAGAAUCUUUAUCAAGAUAAAAUUAAAGACAGAGAUCUUCCAGAAGAGGACGAUGAGGGAGAAUCCGUUAAGAUAGAAAAUCGUGAAGAUGGCUCCAUUUUCUCAAAGAUUGAAGUCAUUGUUAAGGAUGAAGACGACAAUGACGUAAAAUAUCCUGACUCCGAACUGAAUCGUUUGCCCGACGCUGGGCUGAAAAGGAAGGACGAGGAUAAUGACUGGAUGGAGAGCAGAGCCACCGAGUCGGAUGGAAACAUCUUUUCUGAGUUUGCUGAACAAUUUCUUCACCGUCACUCUAUUCAGAAACACACGGCACAUCCAGAAAUAAGGUCUGCAGCCUCUAUGGAUGACGGCAAAUGUUUUACAGCGAAGAAAAAUGUGGACUCGGAAAGGAAAGUCCAGGCAGGAGAGACGUUUAGCUGUGAAGACUGCGGCAAAACCUUUAUUAGAAAAUACAAUUUUAACAGACAUAAGAGAAUCCACACAGAGCAGAAAUCCUUCUGUUGUGAGCUUUGUGAAGAAAGAUUUAACCGUAAAUCAAGUUUAAAUUUGCACAUGAGAAUUCACACAGAGUACAAACCUUUCUGUUGUGAUCUUUGUGGACAAGGACUGAGGCACAAGCGCAGUUUAAACGCGCACAUGAGAAUCCACACGAAGCAGAAACCUUUCAGUUGUGAUCUCUGCGAGCAAAGAUUUAACCGCAAAUCAAGUCUAAACACACACAUGAGAAUCCACACAGGACACAAACCCUUCUGUUGUGACCUCUGUGGGCAAAGCUUUCGCCACAAAUCAAAUUUAAGUACGCACGUGAGAAGCCACACAAGACAGCAACCUUUCUGUUGUGAUAUUUGUGGACAGAGACUUCGCUAUAAAUCAAGUCUGAGCAUACACAUGAGCAUUCACGCCGGACAGAGACCCUUCUGUUGUGAUCUCUGUGGACAGAGAUUCGUCAAUACGUCGCAUUUGAACUCGCACAAGAGGAUCCACACAGGACUGAAACCUUUCUGUUGUGACGUAUGCGGAAAAAGAUUUGCCCACAAACCACAUUUAAGUGCACACACGAGAAUCCACACAGGACAGAAACCUUUCUGUUGUGAUUUAUGCGGUAGAAAGUUUAGUGAAAAAGGAAAGUUAAAAAGACACAUGAGAAUCCACAACUGAGGGGAAGUGGCUUAGCUGGGAUUCUUAAAACUGCACCGCUGCUGUUGGUUGUGAAAUAUGUGUCAUUAAAGACAAACUGUAUUCACUUGG